Gigantopelta aegis is the source of this 525-nucleotide messenger RNA. Its product is annotated as kielin/chordin-like protein. Gene Ontology annotation, molecular function: protein binding. The coding region runs from base 1 to 525 and encodes 174 amino acids. The transcript has 2 exons. The record is from RefSeq and is a predicted model, not a curated record. NCBI's taxonomy places the organism in Eukaryota, Metazoa, Mollusca, Gastropoda, Neomphalida, Peltospiridae.
AUGGCUCUAGGAAUGUACUUGCUUCAAUUGGUGAUUUGUCUGGCUGCACAAGCAGCUACGAAGUUGGCCAUCACUGACGUCCACACCCCAAAAGUCGCAGACACGAAAAUUGAACUGAAGACUCGCGGAUGGUGCAUUAUCUGGCCGGAUAUGCGCGUACCUGUCGGCACGACGUGGAAAGAGCGCUGCCGGAAGUGCGAAUGUGUUGGAAAUAUGCAUACAGUGUGCGAAGGAGGGCCGAAAUGUAAAAACCCCUACAAACCGUACCAUGAUUACUUCUGCGGGAAAUGGAGUGACGACGGCUGCUGCUGUGAGGACAUCGGCUGCCAGAAAUACGGCAAGACGAUUCCGUUUGGUGACGUGUACAACGACCCGCCCAGCGAUCCUUGCUCCAAGUGCCAGUGUCUGGGCUUCAGACAGCCACUGUGCCGCAAAGAAUUCUGCGUCAACGUCGUGUGUGUGGACGGGGUGAAGCCGCCCGGAGAGUGUUGUCCCAGGUGUUACAGAGGUAAACCUGCUUACUAA